Molecule: messenger RNA, 1581 nt
Organism: Puma concolor (puma)
Lineage: Eukaryota; Metazoa; Chordata; Mammalia; Carnivora; Felidae
Source: RefSeq, a predicted model, not a curated record
AUGGAAACAGAGGCUAUUGAUGGCUAUAUAACGUGUGACAAUGAGCUUUCACCUGAAAGGGAGCACUCCACUAUGGCAAUUGACCUCACCUCAAGCACACCCAAUGGACAGCACGCCUCACCAAGUCACAUGACAAGCACAAAUUCAGUAAAACUAGAAAUGCAGAGUGAUGAAGAAUGUGACAGGAAACCCCUGAGCCGUGAAGAUGAGAUCAGGGGCCAUGAUGAAGGUAGCGGCCUAGAAGAACCCCUAAUUGAGAGCAGCGAGGUGGCUGACAACAGGAAAGUCCAGGAGCUUCAAGGCGAGGGAGGAAUCCGGCUUCCGAAUGGUAAACUGAAAUGUGACGUCUGUGGCAUGGUUUGCAUUGGGCCCAAUGUGCUUAUGGUACAUAAAAGGAGUCACACUGGUGAACGUCCCUUCCACUGUAACCAGUGUGGAGCUUCUUUUACUCAGAAGGGAAACCUUUUGAGACACAUAAAGUUACACUCUGGAGAGAAGCCGUUCAAAUGUCCUUUUUGUAGCUAUGCCUGUAGAAGAAGGGACGCCCUCACAGGACACCUCAGGACCCACUCUGUGGGUAAACCUCACAAGUGCAACUACUGUGGACGAAGCUACAAGCAGCGCAGUUCACUGGAGGAGCACAAGGAACGCUGCCACAACUAUCUCCAGAAUGUCAGCAUGGAGGCUGCUGGGCAGGUCAUGAGUCACCAUGUACCUCCUAUGGAAGAUUGUAAGGAACAAGAGCCUAUUAUGGACAACAAUAUUUCUCUGGUGCCUUUUGAGAGACCUGCUGUCAUAGAGAAGCUCACAGGGAAUAUGGGAAAACGUAAAAGCUCCACUCCACAAAAGUUUGUGGGGGAAAAGCUCAUGCGAUUCAGCUACCCAGACAUUCACUUUGAUAUGAACUUAACAUAUGAAAAAGAGGCUGAGCUAAUGCAGUCUCAUAUGAUGGACCAAGCCAUCAACAAUGCAAUCACCUACCUUGGAGCUGAGGCCCUUCACCCACUGAUGCAGCACCCGCCAAGCACAAUCGCUGAGGUGGCCCCGGUUAUAAGUUCAGCUUAUUCUCAGGUCUAUCAUCCAAAUAGGAUAGAAAGACCCAUUAGCAGGGAAACCUCCGAUAGUCAUGAAAACAACAUGGAUGGCCCUCUCUCUCUCAUCAGACCAAAGAGUCGACCCCAGGAAAGAGAGGCCUCUCCCAGCAAUAGCUGCCUGGAUUCUACAGACUCAGAAAUCAGCCAUGAUGACCACCAGUCCUACCAAGGAAACCCUGCCUUAAAUCCCAAGAGGAAACAAAGCCCAGCUUACAUGAAGGAGGAUGUCAAGGCUUUGGAUACCACCAAGGCUCCUAAGGGCUCUCUGAAGGACAUCUACAAGGUCUUCAAUGGAGAAGGAGAACAGAUUAGGGCCUUCAAGUGUGAGCACUGCCGAGUCCUUUUCCUAGACCAUGUCAUGUACACCAUUCAUAUGGGUUGCCAUGGCUACCGGGACCCACUGGAAUGCAACAUCUGUGGCUACAGAAGCCAGGACCGUUAUGAGUUUUCAUCACACAUUGUUCGAGGGGAGCACACAUUCCACUAG